This is a messenger RNA of Diatraea saccharalis (sugarcane borer), 981 nucleotides long. NCBI's taxonomy places the organism in Eukaryota, Metazoa, Arthropoda, Insecta, Lepidoptera, Crambidae. The record is from the annotation of a GenBank genome assembly.
AUGGCCGUCGCUCGCUACACGCGUUAUCGUGCGAAGGACGGGGCGUUAUCGCGCGGGCCGCCCGAUCGGCGAUUGUUUUGCGGGCAAUUAGCGCGGCCCGCACGUGCCGGCCCGUCCCCAGACGGGAUGCCAGUCGGCAGUGCACCGCGCGCGCCCCACGUGAGCGGUUGUCGUGUUGGGUCUGUGUCGCGCUGUCCCGUAACAGAAUACGCGGUUACAUCGACUAAUCGCUCUAUGCUUGCAAUGAUAACGGAUAGAGGACUCCGUAAAAAGUUGACACAGGAAGCAAUACCAGAGAAAACACCACGUAAGCCUUCAAAGCGCAAAUCUACUGCGGGCAGCUCAAAGAAUGAUAAAAAGAAUGAGCAGAACAAUAAUAAAAGACCAAAAGUCCAAACUGGAGACCCGAAACUAGAUCUCUUUUCCACUUAUCAACCAUGGGUGAUUCAAACAUAUGGGGAUUUGGCGAAGACUAAAACGAUCACACUGAAGAAAUAUGCUAGGAUUCUGCGCACAUUGCGGGGGGAAGAGUGCAAUAGUUCCGAUAGUUCCAAGUUUCGUUUCUGGGUGAAGGCAAAGGGAUUUCAUGUUGGGAAACCGCCGGGAUACGACGCUAAACCGGCUGAUGGCAUAGUAUGCCGAUACAGCGUGAUGGACGCCGAUGGAUGUACCAGAGGUCCGGAUGGUAUGGAGAUAUAUACCGGAUCACAAAACGACCCUCCGUUGUACAUCCCUACUCCACCAUUAAAGACUGACAACACGUCAGAGCGUAAAUUUAAAACAUUCUAUCGUGUUCCGAAACGUGUAGCGGGAAAUCAUAAAAGCGUCGCUUCAUACGCACGAUACGUCGCUUCAACCCCGAGCCACCAUACCGUGCUCCGUGGCUGUGUGAAAUUUAAACAAACGUUCGCAUUCAAUUUAUAUUCGCCCGACCAACGGUGCCCUGUUAGCAAAAUCGAGAACAAUGGCGGCCACACAUAG